AUGUCCGACGAAGUCAGCCACGAGAUGCAGCUUGAGUGGGCGGAGCUCGAGAAGGAGAUCGAUUGGACCUGGAUGAAGGAUGUGGACUGGGAGGCCUAUGAGGCUGAGUCUAGGACUAGACAAAACAAUCAUCCCCCGCAGUUCACUGGUCUCGGCGAAUGCGAUGGUAUGACCGCCUUAUUGCAGCAACACGUUGCGUCUUCCCAGCUUCGCUGUCCGUCCGAUGCGUUUGAGGACUCUGGAACACACAUCGAGACCAAUCGCGUAGAGACGGAACAUGAUGCCCUAGAGUCACGCUUUCUCAAUGGUUCUGAUGCUGGACCACAAUUGAAUUGCGUUGACGAUGACAACGUCGCUGCCCCGUCGACAACUCACCGUUGCACGAUCGAUGGAUGCAACUACAAAGGCUCCUUCGCCAGGGCGGCUGAAUUGAAACGACACAUCAAUACUAAGCACAACGGGGAAAAGUCGUUUGCUUGCACAGUCUCGGGUUGUUUUAAACGCCAACGUGCCCCGGCCUUUGUGAGAGGAGACAAACUCACCUCCCAUCUUCGAACCGUUCAUUCUCCAACCGAACCAGCAACAUGUCCCAUGCCCACUUGCAAUGUCCAACUUCCGUUGGUACUAUUGGGGAUCCACAUCGACGAAACGCAUCACGGCCAAGCCUUAUGGUGUCACCUAGAGCAAGACCCAUCUCUUCCUGCAAAGCUCAAGGCGUAUGUACACGCCUCGGACACAAUGUAUACAAGAUGUCCAUACUCGCGGUGCCGUCAGAACCUGAAGGUCGACCGGUUCAUUGACCACGUACUCUCUCACAAGUUUGAAGAGCAAGAGGAGAUGAAGAAUAUCCUCAAAGAGCUCAACUAUGCCCUCAUCCGAGUGCCAAAGGCUGGCUCCAUAAUGGAGGCCGCGGGACACCAAUCGAGGUCUGCAAAAUCCUUGGAUUACCACAGCGAGCUUCGAAUCAGUUGUCCGGUGUGCGAGCAUACAUGCGAUGAUCGUUUCACGUUCGCAGUACACCUCGCACGAGAUCAUAUGAUCCAAGACUCCGCCGAAGCUCGCGCCGAAUUUGACGCGGCAACUCGAGACCGGGAACUCGCUCACAUUCAUCAUGAAUUCAAUCGCUGGUCGGAUCCAGCAUCAUCAUUCCGCCAUUGGCUUUUGAGAUGCGCGGGUCGCCCGAAGUGCCACUCGUGCAACCACUGUUAUUUCCCCAGUUGUCAAUGCGAAACGAAACCGCCACUCCGCAGCGACGACGAUAUCAUCGAGAGCCUUCGCCCUCACAGAACACAGAUUCUUCACUUGUUGCCUCCUUUCAAACAACUGGCGCCCAUCUUCAAGGACAUCAUCUGA
Zasmidium cellare ATCC 36951 is the source of this 1353-nucleotide messenger RNA. RefSeq lists its product as uncharacterized. Lineage: Eukaryota; Fungi; Ascomycota; Dothideomycetes; Mycosphaerellales; Mycosphaerellaceae. The transcript has 2 exons. Gene Ontology annotation, biological process: regulation of transcription by RNA polymerase II. Bases 1 to 1353 code for a protein of 450 amino acids. Gene Ontology annotation, molecular function: DNA-binding transcription factor activity, RNA polymerase II-specific; RNA polymerase II cis-regulatory region sequence-specific DNA binding. The record is from RefSeq and is a predicted model, not a curated record. Gene Ontology annotation, cellular component: nucleus.